This is a messenger RNA of Cladophialophora yegresii CBS 114405, 1083 nucleotides long. RefSeq names its product triacylglycerol lipase. Lineage: Eukaryota; Fungi; Ascomycota; Eurotiomycetes; Chaetothyriales; Herpotrichiellaceae. Gene Ontology annotation, molecular function: hydrolase activity. The transcript has 2 exons. The record is from RefSeq and is a predicted model, not a curated record. Bases 1 to 1083 code for a protein of 360 amino acids.
AUGACUACAACACCCAGCGCCCGGCAGAGUGACCCCGAAAAGGCAGAGAUGGUGGCCCAGCUCGCCCCGGUACAGCUACAGUCGCCACCCAACCCUCUCCACCCCAGUGUCCAAGAUCGCCUGCAUCCCGAAUAUGUGGCCUUCUACAACAAGUAUAUCCUGCAUGCCCAACAGGUCCAUCUCCUGCCCGUUGACGUGGCUCGGAUAAGCGGAACCGUACCGCCCAGCCAUAGCAAGCCCUUGCCAGUCGGAAAAGUCCACGACCUCUUGCUCUCCCGCCGAGAGACCCCGGGCCCGGGGGUGCCCAUCCGCUGCUUCAUUCCACCUGGUGUACCUCCGCGGUCUGGUUGGCCACUGGUGCACUAUUACCAUGGCGGGGGUUGGGUGUUCGGCGCCAUCGACACCGAGAACACAGUGUGCACGCACAUGUGCGUCCGCUCUCGAGCCGUGGUAAUCACCACCGACUACAGGCUUGCGCCGGAGGACCCCUUCCCAGCCGCAAUCCACGACGCCUGGGAAUCCUUUCUGUGGUCGACGUCCUCCCAAGGACAGAGCUGCCUCAAGCUGGACCUCGGUAGAGUCGCCAUAUCCGGAGCCUCGGCGGGGGCCAACAUCGCGGCGGUCAUCGCCCAGAAGGCCGUGCUUAGACCCCAGCCGGGUGUGUCUCUCCGGUCGCAAGUCCUGGUCGUGCCUGUGACGGACAACACGGCCACGCCCUACUCAAGUCCCACGUGGAAAGCGUUCGAGUUCACAGCGCACCUCCCCGCGAAGAAGAUGCUCUGGUACCGGCACCACUACCUGCCGAACAAAGGCGACUGGUCGAACCGGGAGGCCUCGCCCCUUCUGGCCCCGGACGACGUCUUCAGGCUGUUACCCCGAUCCUAUAUCAUUGUCGGCGAAUUAGAUGUCCUGAGACACGACGGCGAGGAAUACGCCCGGAAGCUCACCGCCAACGGUGUUCCCACCGAGCUGAGCGUCGCCGAGGGGAUGCCACACCCUUUCCUCGCCAUGGACGCCGUGCUCGAAGCCGGCAGAACGGCCAUCACGAAUAUAUGCGAGGAGUUGACCCGCGUGUUUGCAUGA